CUAUCACCGCCGGCCUUUGACUGCUUCCCCUCAAGCAUCCUCGGGAACAAAGCAACAUGCGCUGACAAUGGGGAACACAAACAGCACCCAUAAGAUCUCUGCUCAGGACCGGGCAAUCCUUGACCUCAAGAACCAGCGAGACAAGCUCCACCAGUAUCAGAAGCGAAUUACCGUCUUGACAGACCGCGAAACCGACAUCGCGAAACAAUGUCUCGCCAGGAAUGACCGCAAGCGCGCUUUGCUUGCCCUGCGUCGCAAGAAGUACCAGGAGUCGCUACUAGAUAAGACCGACAAACAACUCGAGCAGCUCGAACAGCUUACGGGGCAGAUUGAGUUUGCACUGGUUCAGAAGGAUGUUCUUUUCGGCUUGCAGCAAGGGACCAAGGUCCUGCAGACCAUUAACAAGGAGAUGGGUGGUCUUGAGGGGGUGGAGAAACUGAUGGGCGAGACGGAGGAAGCGAGAGCCUAUCAAGAGGAAAUCAGCGAGAUGCUUGCUGGACGCUUGUCCACUCAGGAUGAGGAUGAGGUUGAAGAGGAACUGGAGGCUUUGCAGCGGGAUACGCAGGGCCCGGUUGUCUUGCCCAAUGCGCCCAGCUCCAAGCUCCCAGAGCACGUGGAGGGAGUCAAGGAGGACGAGCAUGCCGUGGAAGAGGCCCAAGUCGAGGAGCGGACUGCUAUUCCUGCUUGAGACUGUGCCAUCCAUACGAUCUCUUUCUUUCGAUAUUAGCAUUGCCGGCGUUGGUGGUUUCAUGAAUUUCAAGUAUAGUAUAGCAUUGUUAGAUAUGUUUCGCUAUUUGAACGCUAGCAACUAGACCGUCGAAACAUGGAUUGGCGUGCAUUAUCUUGAUAGAGGCCAGCUCAAUACCCAAGGCAAUAUCCGUAGCUUCUGAUCAAUCAUUUUUAGUCUGUCACAGACCUCAUACAUUCCAGGCCAGCAUAUAGCCGCCCCAUGUUCAAACAAACACUGA
Molecule: messenger RNA, 968 nt
Organism: Aspergillus vadensis CBS 113365
Lineage: Eukaryota; Fungi; Ascomycota; Eurotiomycetes; Eurotiales; Aspergillaceae
Product: ESCRT-III subunit protein VPS20
Exons: 3
Coding region: 68-688 (206 amino acids)
Biological process (GO): late endosome to vacuole transport via multivesicular body sorting pathway; vesicle budding from membrane
Cellular component (GO): multivesicular body; ESCRT III complex
Source: RefSeq, a predicted model, not a curated record